AUGGGUCGAACUACAUCACAUGUUUCAUGCUUUUCGCUCCAAAUUGACGAGGACUGCUUGAAGAGCAAAGGAGAAGCGAUCAAUCUCAAGGGGAUCGCGGAAGAGGCGCACAACGUUCGGGUCCUGGGGUCCGGGGACGAGAUCAUAGUCCUCGCGCACGGGUUCGGAACGGACCAGUCCGUGUGGAAGCACCUCGUGCCCCACCUGGUCGGCUCGUGCCAGGUCGUGCUGUACGACAACAUGGGGGUGGGGACCACCAACCCCGAGUACUUCGACUUCGAACGGUACUCAUCCCUUGAGGGCUUCGCAUACGACCUGCUCGCGAUCCCGGAGGAGCUGGGGAUAGUCCAACCAUGCAUCUUUCUUGGCCACUCCCUCUCCACCAUGGUCGGCGCCCUGGCCGCCAUUGCCUGCCCUGACCUCUUCUCCAAGAUCAACAUGCUCGCCGCUUUGCCGAGGUACUUGAAUGAUUCGGAGUACUAUGGCGGCUUUGAGCAAGCAGACCUCGAUCAACUCUUUAAGGCAAUGCAAGAGAAUUACAAGGUGUGGUGCUUCGGUUUUGCACCUUUAGUCAUCGGCGGCGACAUGGACUCAGUGUAUGUCCAGGAGUUCAGCCGAACCCUGUUCAACAUGAGGCCCGACAUAGCGCUGUGCAUCGCCUGAACCAUUUUCCAGAGUGAUAUGAGGCCUUACCUCGGCUUGGUUAAUAUGCCUUGCCACAUAAUUUAAAGCAUGAAGGACUUGGUUGUGCUGGUGGGAGUGUCCGGGUACUUACACCAACAUCUGGGGGGCAAGUUGAUUAUUGAGAUGAUGUCGUCGGAAGGCCACCUAUUGCAAUUGAGCUCGCCGCCGGAGAUGGUCAUUCCAAUGCUACUAAGGCAUAUUUGCCGCAAUCCUAUGGCCUAG
Molecule: messenger RNA, 906 nt
Organism: Eucalyptus grandis
Lineage: Eukaryota; Viridiplantae; Streptophyta; Magnoliopsida; Myrtales; Myrtaceae
Product: probable esterase KAI2
Biological process (GO): response to karrikin
Source: RefSeq, a predicted model, not a curated record